CACCUACCUUCCUCAAGCUCCCCCUCUGCCCUCGCCUUGCUGCUCUGUGGUGCUGUGCUGUGCUGUGCUGUGCGAGCUAGGUGGAGCAGGAGUGAGCUCGAGUUCACGUGCUCGUGCUUGGAUCGAUCGAUGGCCAUGGCGCCGUACGAGCAGGUGGUGGACGACCUGGCCAAGGGGCAGGAGUUCGCGACGCAGCUGCAGGGCCUCCUCCGGGACUCCCCCAAGGCCGGCCUCAUCAUGGACCAGAUCCUCCACACCUUCUCCCGCGCCAUCCACGCCGCCAAGGCCGCGGCCGCCGCCAGCGCCAGCGCCAGCAGCGGGAGCGAGGUCACCGACGGCGCAACCAGCGGCGGGAAGAGGAAGUCCGCCGCCGGUGGAGGGCCGCGCAAGGCCUGCCGGACGAGGACCCAUGAUUCGUCCGUGGUCACCAAGAAGAUGAAGAGCUUGGAGGACGGGCAGACAUGGCGCAAGUACGGGCAGAAGGAGAUACAGAACUCCAAGCACUCCAAGGCCUACUUCCGGUGCACGCACAAGUACGACCAGCAGUGCCCGGCGCGGCGGCAGGCCCAGCGCUGCGACGAAGACCCGGACACGUACAGGGUCACCUACAUCGGCGUGCACACCUGCCAGGACCCCGCCGCCGCCGUAGCGCCGCAUGCUCCUCAUCUGACCGGCGGCUGCCACCUCAUCAGCUUCGCGCCCGCCGCCGCUCACGUCCUACCCACCACCAGCACGACCACGACGAACACCAACCUGGUCGACCAGGACGCCGCGGCGAGGGGGUCCGGCCUGCGGCUGCCGGGCCUGAAGCUUGAGGGCGGCGACCUGGAGGAGGUGCUGAGCAGCCGCACCCCCGGGAGCUCCGCGUUGCACGGCGCGGCGACCUGGCCCGACCAGGGCGACGUGACGUCCACCCUGCAGUACGGCCUCGGCCAGGGAGACCUCUUCUUGGAUGGUUACACGUAUCUCGAGGACUUCAUGCCGCUCCCGUACGGUCUCGACCAUUGAUCGGCCGAGCCGUGGGUCGGGAGGAUCGAUCGGCUGGCUCCUCGCGUAUGUAAAGUAUAUGCAAAUAAUGGCUUCGUGGAUCCUCCAUCUUCCUGAGCUGCGCGUCCUAGUUUAGUUUGUACAUUUUUAUGUCUAUGUAUCAUGUCAGUUAGAAAUCUGCGUGUUUGCUAUUGACGUACACGCCUGUGUACGUACGUAGAUUAUGGAGUAUGUUAGUAGCCUUAGCGGGGCCGAGGUUUUUUGCCACUCCCAAGUGACUGGGAGGUGAACAGAAAACCUCACAAUAUUUUGCUCUCCGCUCUACCUCUUGUGUAAGAAACUUGGCCUACUCGGCUACUCGACCGCGGUGGCGCCUCAGAUGAAGGUGUGGUACAAGCUUAAA
Messenger RNA from Hordeum vulgare subsp. vulgare (domesticated barley), 1390 nucleotides. RefSeq names its product WRKY DNA-binding transcription factor 70-like. NCBI's taxonomy places the organism in Eukaryota, Viridiplantae, Streptophyta, Magnoliopsida, Poales, Poaceae. Bases 130 to 1008 code for a protein of 292 amino acids. The transcript is spliced from 3 exons. Gene Ontology annotation, biological process: regulation of DNA-templated transcription. The record is from RefSeq and is a predicted model, not a curated record. Gene Ontology annotation, molecular function: DNA-binding transcription factor activity; sequence-specific DNA binding.